GAGGCAUUUAUGGAGCAUAGAAGCCCAAAGAAUUUUGUGCUUUCAAAAUCUAAUGUCAUUAGAAAUUCAUAACUGUGGCAACUUGACAAAUAUAUUUACUCUUUCGAUGGCUAUGGGGCUUGUAAGUCUACGUUGGAUGAAAAUAAAGGGGUGUGCUUUGGUAGAAGAAAUCAUCACAAAAGAAGAAGAGCAGGAAGAAGGCUGGGAUAAAACUAUCUUCCCUUCUUUAUACUUCAUUGAUCUUGAGCAUUUGCCUAGCCUACAAUGUUUUUAUUCAGGAAGUGACAUUUUGGAAUGUCCGUCCUUGGAAGAUAUAUCUGCAGUUGACUGCCCAAAGAUGAAGAUACUUGCUUCCACAUUUUCAAGGGAACAAGAUUCAAGCAUGAAUGUAGAGGAAAACAAAGAAAGAAUUGGCGAAGGAGAUUCUGAUUUGCCUGCAGCACACGUUUUCAAUGGCAAGGUUGCAGUCCAAAGGUUACACAUACUGAGGGUGGCAUGGAGCGACUUGAUGGAGAUAUGGUGUCACAAAUUUCAAUAUAAGCUUAGUAGCAUUGAGCUGACUUGCUUUCCUGGCGAAAGUGCAAUUUUCCCUUCUGAUUUUUUUCAAAGGUUACCCAAUCUAAGGAUACUUGUUCUUUCUGAUUCCUUAAUUGAAGAAAUAUUCCUGCAUCAAGUGAGAACUGAUGAGCAUAGAUAUCUUCAGUUCCUAGAGCUGUCUAAACUACCAAAGCUCAAGCACUUGGCGGAGAAUGACUACUCGCAAACAAUCUCAGCAUUUCAAUUUUUGAAAAGUUUAAAAGUAGUAGAAUGUGGCAGGCUGAAAGUUUUAGUCCCAUCCUCAAUAUCUUUCCCAAAUCUGACAACUCUAACAAUAUCAAAAUGUCAUGGAUUAGUAAAUUUGAUACCUCUGUCAACAGCUAGAAGUCUGGGGCAACUCCAAAGAAUGAGUGUAAACGAAUGCGAAAUGCUACAACAAAUAAUAGCAAGUGAAGGAGAUGGAGUAGAAGAUGAGAUUUGUUUCAGCAAACUAGAAUAUUUGGAGCUUGAUUGUUUACCAUGCCUCGCAAGCUUCUGCUCUGGUAAUCAUGCCUUCAAUUUCCCGUCUUUGGAAGAAAUGAUUGUUAUAAAAUGCCCCAAGAUGAAGUUUUUUGCUCAAGGAGUAUUAAGCACAGCAAAGCUUUUAGGAGUACAAACAACGAGAUUUUCUGCAUUUAGUAUGGCAAAGCUUUUUGGACGACAAGCAAGAAGCUCUCGAAUGCUGAAAGAAGGUCGGCAAUGGAACGGCAACCUUAACGACAGAAUACAAGAGCUAUUCAUGGAAAUGAAUGAUGAAUAAAAUUGGCACAAAUUGGAUUGGAAUGAGGUUGAUGCUGUAGAUAGAUGCCAUUUGCUGGUGCAAUGGUUUCAUGGAUUUGAGAUUUUCCCAUUUUCCUUUUUGUUUACAUAUAAUAUAGUCAUGGAUUUCUACAGCCAUGUAUAUUUUCCCAAACUGCUAUUUUCCCACUUUCCAGAGUGCACAGAAAAACAAUGUGACUGUACCUUUUAAAUGUUUGAAUCUGUUGACUGUGAGGGAUUUUGUAGUGUAAAUUAUUGAGAAAGACAGUUGGAUAAUCUAAAUGUAGUAAAUAUGUGAAUAUUUGGUAAA
Hevea brasiliensis (rubber tree) is the source of this 1645-nucleotide messenger RNA. RefSeq lists its product as uncharacterized. The record is from RefSeq and is a predicted model, not a curated record. Bases 53 to 1336 code for a protein of 427 amino acids. The transcript is spliced from 3 exons. NCBI's taxonomy places the organism in Eukaryota, Viridiplantae, Streptophyta, Magnoliopsida, Malpighiales, Euphorbiaceae.